CCUGGCAAAUGUUGUCACCACCAGUUCAGUUCCCCUCCCUCAUACCUCCCUACCUUACUGUCACAGUCUCUUUCCAGAGCAGACUGCUAACUCCUCAGAGGAUAUAAGAUACACUAAUGGAGGGCCUUGGAAGAAGGACCUUUAUCGCUCUGUGCCUCUACACUGCACUACUUACUCUCUCAGUAAACUCAGAGAUCGUCCAUAUUCCGUCCGUGCUCUAUGGCGUCAAAGGGAAGUCCCUCCUCCUCUCCGUGGAGACUUACUUCCGAUUGGAGGACGUUGAGAUCCAGGGCAGCUGGUACCAGACCCGGCCGGGGGGCCCCAAAACCCUGCUGGUGACCUUCCACAACCACACCGCCAUCAUGCUGGCCUCGAUGAGACACAGGAAGCGCUACUUUUUCCAGCCCCCCAACGCCUCUCUCCUGAUCUCCAGGCUGGACGAGGCGGCGGAGGGGGACUAUCAUCUGGACCUGGACAUUCACUUCCCCCAGAGACAGGAGCUCGUCAGGGCCGAGAGGACCGUCCACGUCACCGUCGAUGUACCUGUGUCCACUCCAGUUAUCCAGAAGACACCAUCUUCUACAGUUGUUGAGGACAAGGAGAACGUGACAUGGACCUGUAGGGUGGAGAACGGAACCAGGGUUCAGUACCAGUGGCUGAGGAACAACAUGCCCCUAGAUAUUAGUGAUCGCCAUCAGUUUUCCCAGGACAACUCUACUCUGGUGAUAAGCCCUGUGAGGAAGAAGGACAUUGGACAGUACCGCUGCCUGGCCAGGAACCACAUCAGCCAGAGACAGAGCCACACCCUGGACCUCAGUGUCUUCUAUGGCCCCUACAACCUGGCUGUGAAGUCUGACCAUGGUCUGCGAACUGGGGAGGUCUUCACAGUGAACCCUGGUGAGCUGGUGUUCUUCGACUGCCAGGCCGACUCCAACCCUCCCAACAGCUGUAUGUGGAUCUCUAAGACCAACAACGCCACUGAGGUCAUCACUGUGGGACUGCGCCUGGAGGUCACCUCCUACAAGCUGGCCCAGGCCGAGGAGUUCCUGUGCAGGGCGUUUAACAAUGUGACCCAGAAGCAGGACGAGACCCAGUUCACCCUGGUGGUGGCCAGCCUGGGGACAGGAAAGGAGAGAUAUGUCCAGGAGAGCAGAUCAUUCUCUCCUCUGGCUGCCAUCACUCUGUCCUGUCUGUUCAUUAGCUGUAUGUUACUGGUCUACUUCAGAAGGAGCUGUCAUCAUCCCAAGAGAGUUCUCAUGAACAUCUAUAACAGACCUUUGACAGAACAGAGACGCCCACACCGUUCGGGUCAUGAGGAUGCAACAGAAGACUUUGGCAUCUAUGAGUUUGUCUCUAUACCUGGGAAAAUGGAAUCUACACAGGCAUCCAGCAGAUCUCUGGCACACCUAGAGUCUGUCCAGGAUUUGCAUACCACCAUCUAUGAUGUCAUCAGGCACAUCCCUGAAACUUCCACGCUGGCUACCCAGAGUCUGCUGGGAAAGCAGUGUGAAGGUUAACCAGAGUAUCCCAAAUUGCAUCCCAAAUUGAACUCUAUUUCCCUAUAUAAGAAUAUAUAUAUAUAUUCCGAGUUUCGCAGCGGUCUAAGGCACUGCAUCUCAGUGCUAGAGGCGACACUACA
Messenger RNA from Oncorhynchus tshawytscha (Chinook salmon), 1639 nucleotides. RefSeq names its product HEPACAM family member 2 (gene hepacam2). Lineage: Eukaryota; Metazoa; Chordata; Actinopteri; Salmoniformes; Salmonidae. The transcript has 9 exons. The record is from RefSeq and is a predicted model, not a curated record. Bases 117 to 1517 code for a protein of 466 amino acids.